This is a messenger RNA of Trichophyton benhamiae CBS 112371, 603 nucleotides long. RefSeq lists its product as uncharacterized. Gene Ontology annotation, molecular function: acyltransferase activity, transferring groups other than amino-acyl groups. The record is from RefSeq and is a predicted model, not a curated record. Lineage: Eukaryota; Fungi; Ascomycota; Eurotiomycetes; Onygenales; Arthrodermataceae. The coding region runs from base 1 to 603 and encodes 200 amino acids. The transcript has a single exon.
AUGCACAAGGUCGACGGAUCUCCGGAUGAUUACCUGCAAAGGGCAAAUACCAUAUCUAAGAAGGGCGCUUUCACGAUACAACCAGCGCGGUCAGAACGAGAUAUCCAAGUCACAACCACCUUGAUCAAGGCAUAUACUGCAUCCCUUGGAGUUGACUUGGCAUUCCAAGGCUUUCAGGAUGAAAUGGCUUCGUUCCCGGGGAAGUAUUCUCCUCCUAAUGGAGAGAUACUGCUUGCAAUUGACGAUGCCUCUGAAGAAGUGUUGGGCUGCAUCUGUUUGAGACCAUUGGUACCCAAAAACUUCUCGUCCGACAAAACAGUCACGUCCGUUCCAGCGAACAAUUCAGCUAACAACGGGAAACGUUAUUGUGAAAUGAAACGGUUGUAUGUUCUACCCUCUACCAGAGGGAGAGGGGUCGGCAAGGCGCUAGUAUUGGCUCUUCUGCAAGUUGCGCGAGACAGAGGAUAUGACGAGAUGAGACUCGAUACUCUUCGUCAUAUGCGUGCUCCUAUUGAGCUGUAUAGGAGUAUGGGGUUCAAGGACAUUGAUAAAUACUAUGAGACACCGCUGGACAACACGGUAUUUCUAGGGUUAGAGUUAUAG